Eublepharis macularius is the source of this 7442-nucleotide messenger RNA. It is a transcript of the gene TYK2, whose product is annotated as tyrosine kinase 2. NCBI's taxonomy places the organism in Eukaryota, Metazoa, Chordata, Lepidosauria, Squamata, Eublepharidae. Gene Ontology annotation, molecular function: cytokine receptor binding; ATP binding; non-membrane spanning protein tyrosine kinase activity. Gene Ontology annotation, biological process: peptidyl-tyrosine phosphorylation; cytokine-mediated signaling pathway; intracellular signal transduction. Gene Ontology annotation, cellular component: cytosol; cytoskeleton; membrane. The transcript has 24 exons. The record is from RefSeq and is a predicted model, not a curated record. Bases 134 to 3697 code for a protein of 1187 amino acids.
CUGGCGGAGCUGAGGGCAGCGGAGGGCCUGCGGCGCCCUGAGGCAGACGGGCUCGGCCGGCGGGGAGGCGUCGAGGCGGAGGGGCUUCCUCCCUCCGCCGCCAGCCUGCCAGGGACCCACCGAAGCUGUCAGAAUGCCACUGUGCCACUGUGCAGUGAAGCACAGUGAGUCAGACAUGGAAGGGUGCCAUUUUUCACCAGCUGGAGGACUGCGGGUGUAUCUCCAUUGGAAGGGUGCGGAAGAAGAGGAACAGUAUCAGAUUUACACUCAGGGGACUCCGUGUGCAGAAGAGAUCUGCAUUGAUAUUGCACAGAAAAUUGGGAUCACCCCUAUCUGCUACAGUCUGUUUGCUCUCUAUGAUCCACAAGCCAAACUGUGGUUUCCUCCCAACCAUGUUUUUAAAAUCAGCAGUGGAAUCAAGUUGACCUUGCAUUUUCGCAUGAGAUACUAUUUCCGAAACUGGCAUGGGAUGAAUGAUAAGGAGCCAGCUGUCUGUCGCAGCAUUCCUCGCCCAAAUGACUUGGAAGACAGGUCACAGAGGGGAGAACAAGGCAGUGCCCUGCUAGAUAAAUCGUCCUUUGAGUAUCUCUUUGAGCAAGGAAAGUAUGACUUCAUUAACGAUGUUGCCUCCCUAAAAGACCUUCACACCGAGCAGGAAAUCCACCAGUUUAAAAACGAGAGCCUGGGGAUGGCUGUCCUCCAUCUCUGUCACAUUGCUCUCAGGAAAGGCAUCUCCCUCGAAGAAGUGGCAGAGAGAACCAGCUUCAAAGAGUGCAUCCCACGCUCCUUCUGCCGGCAGAUUCAGCAGAACAACUACCUGACCAAGUUCCGCCUGAGGAAUAUCUUCAAAAAGUUCCUGCAGCGCUUCCAGCGCCACACGAUGAGCACCGGCAAGCUGACUGAGCAGGACAUCAUGUACAAGUAUCUGGUGACCUUGGAGAACCUGGCCCCUCGGUUUGGGAGCGAGCUGUUCCCAGUCCUCUCGCUAGAAACCAUUUCAGAAGGUGAGAAGGUGCCACUCUACAUCAAUGGUGGGCACACGCCUCUGGAGAACUCUCCCGAUUCUCCUGGCAGCAACAGGCCUGCCACCCAUGAGGUCACAAUCACGGGCACCGAAGGCAUUCAGUGGCGGCUGAUCUCUGCGGAGAGAGUAGAAAGCCAUCCACACAAGGGUUAUUUGGGGAGGAAAGCCAAGACUAAGGACCACAAACCCAACUGGUCCUACCAGCCGGUGGAAAAAUCUGAACCCAAGUGGGUACGCUUCUGUGACUUCCAGGAGAUUACACACAUUGUUGUCAAGGACUGCAAAGUUAGCAUCCACCGUCAAGACAAUAAGUGUCUGGAUCUGACUCUUCAGUCCCAUGAGGCUGCUCUCUCCUUGGUUUCCCUGGUAGAUGGUUACUUCAGACUAACGGCAGAUUCUAGUCACUAUUUGUGCCACGAAGUAGCUCCGCCACGGCUGGUGAUGAGCAUCCUGAAUGGUAUCCAUGGACCCUUGCAGGAAGACUUUAUCCUGACUAAACUGAAGCGGGAGGAGCAGGAGGACGGUCUGUAUGCCCUUCGCUGGAGCGUCCUUGACUUCAAUAGAAUGAUCUUGUCUGUUGUGAGGAGAGGCCAGAGCUUCCGGAUACAAGAUGCCACAAACUACAGACAGUUCCGGAUCCAGAAGAAAGGAAUUUCGUUUGUGCUGGAAGGCUGGGAGCAGACGUUUUCUAGUGUUCAGGAACUGAUGAAUGCUCUCAAAGGCUGCACUUUAAGAUCUGGAAAUGAGACCUUUGUUUUGAAGAGGUGUUGUCUCCCAAAGCCAGGAGAAAUCUCGGACUUGCUGAUCACGCGGAAAGUGAAAGAUAGCACCCGUCAGAUUCUGAACUUGACCCAGCUAAGCUUCCACCAAAUUAGAAAGGAUGAGAUCACCCAGAGAGCCCACUUGGGACAAGGGACACGCACCAACAUCUACGAUGGUGUUCUGCGCGUGUGUGGUGGCACCAGCGGUGACGAUGAGACAGAGUACUUCUCCACUGAGCAGAACAACAACAGCCGGGAGAUGCGCGUGGUACUCAAAAUGCUGGAUCCCAGCCACAGGGACAUCGCCCUGGCAUUCUUUGAGACUGCUAGCCUGAUGAGCCAGGUUUCUCACAUCCACUUGGCCUUUGUGCAUGGAGUUUGUGUACGGGGCUCAGAGAAUAUAAUGGUGGAAGAGUACAUUGAACAUGGCCCCCUGGAUGUCUUCUUGCGGAACAACAAAGGGCGAAUAACAGUGGGCUGGAAGUUCACUGUUGCUGCACAGUUAGCAAGUGCCCUGAGUUACUUGGAAGACAAAAAUCUGGUGCAUGGUAACGUCUGUGCCAAAAACAUCCUUUUGGCCAGAAAAGGUUUGGAAGAUGGCUUGAUGCCCUUUAUUAAGCUCAGCGACCCUGGAGUCAGUUUCACUGUUCUCUCCCGAGAAGAGCGAGUUGACAGGAUUCCAUGGAUUGCUCCUGAGUGCGUCAAAGAUGUAAGCAGCCUCAGCACUGCAGCUGACAAGUGGAGCUUCGGUACCACGCUGCUGGAGAUAUGUUUUGAUGCGGAUGUGCCUCUGAAAGAACGCACUCCUUCCGAGAAAGAGCGUUUCUAUGAGAAGAAACACCGCCUCCCAGAGCCCUCUUUCAAAGAGCUAGCUACGUUGAUCAGCCAGUGCCUCAACUAUGCCCCUGGGGAGCGGCCUUCCUUCCGAACCAUCCUGCGAGACCUUACCCAGUUGCAGCCAAACAACCUCCUUGACAUCUCUUCUGUCAACCCUGAAUCUCCCGUCUCUGAUCCUACUGUCUUUCAGAAGCGAUAUUUGAAGAAAAUCCGAGAUCUGGGUGAGGGACACUUUGGCAAAGUGAGCCUGUAUUGCUACGAUCCUACCAAUGACGGCACAGGCGAGAUGGUGGCUGUGAAGUCCUUGAAAUCGGGCUGUAGCCAGCAGCUCUUGACCAGCUGGAAAAAAGAAAUUGAGAUCCUGAAGACGCUCUACCAUGAAAAUAUUGUCAAAUACAAGGGUUGCUGCAGCGAGCAAGGGGAAAAGAUUGUACAGCUCAUCAUGGAGUAUGUACCUUUGGGAAGCCUGAGAGAUUACCUUCCGAAGCACCACGUCAGCCUGGCUCACAUUCUCCUCUUUGCCCAGCAGAUCUGUGAGGGAAUGGCUUACCUGCACUCCCUGCGCUACAUCCACAGGGAUCUGGCAGCCAGGAAUGUGCUCCUGGAGAAUGAGAACGUGGUGAAGAUUGGGGACUUUGGCCUUGCCAAAGCCAUCCCAGAAGGGCAUGAAUACUACCGUGUUUGUGAAGAUGGAGACAGCCCUGUCUUUUGGUAUGCUGUGGAGUGCCUGAAGGAGUGUAAAUUUUACUACGCCUCUGAUGUCUGGUCCUUUGGGGUUACCCUGUAUGAACUCUUGACACACUGUGAUUCUAGUCAGAGCCCCCCAGCGAAAUUCAUUGAGAUGAUUGGAGUAACUCAGGGCCAAAUGACUGUACUGAGACUUAUAGAACUGCUGGACAGAGGGAGGAGGCUCCCCAGCCCCAAGGACUGUCCUUGUGAGAUUUACCGCCUGAUGAAAAAUUGUUGGGAAACGGAAGCUUCCUUCCGCCCAGCCUUCACCAACCUCGUGCCCAUCCUCAAAGCCUUCCAUGAGAAGUACAGGGCCCAGGCCCCCUCGGUCUUCAGUGUCUGUUGAGUGAGAUGGAGAGAUCCUCACCUGGAGCCGACGCUCACGUUUGCACUCCGUGUCUUGAUGCUGUCUCACAGUGCCACGGAAGCGGCUUCAGCAUAUCAGCCUGCCUUGAGACACUGUGUUUUGCCGCUUGACCUCCAGAACGACCAAUGCUUGACCAAUGCAGAAUGCUCUUGCCUUGAGGAAGGAGGGGCAAUCCCCUUCCCACCAAAUGUGACAGAGUUUGAGCCCGCACAGUUCGUCCUCUGCUCUGAACAAAGGCAGAGGCAGUUUGUAAAACAGGAUCUACUGUGGUACACAACUCCUGCCUAAGUGGCGUGAAAAGCCAAGAGAUUUGUUGUGGGAAGGCACAUCACAAGUGCGUGAAAGUCAAUGGAUGUGUUGACUACACUAUACUUUCAUGCACCGCGGGGCCUAGAUGUCAGUCUGGUGUGGACUAAAUCAGUGGCUUGGGUCAAAAGGAGACUGGGUCCUGCUGCAUUAGGAAGGAAGUCAAGAUGUUCAAGGACCUAGCCCAGUGCUGUGGGAAAUAGUUGUGUUGGACAGCGCAUGGAAUGUUUAGGGCUGCAUCUACUUACUAUACAGAGGGAAAGCCCUCUGGCCCUUUACUGUUCCCUUACGACACUUUCCCAAGGAAAUGUUUCUUUUCCUGACACCUGCCUUUAAUCUAUAUUCAGAGCAAAUGCUUUGGAUGCCCAAAGAUAUGUGAACUAAUCUUUCUUUCCCAUUUCCCUGGCUUCCGGGUAUUUAAAAAUUGCUGGACCGUCUACAUUUCUUAGAUGCUAGCAUCCUGCACUUGUAGCAAGCCAUUUUGCCUCCCCUCACUGAGAGGAGUCCUUGUCUACCCACAAGAGGUCAAGUGGACUGGGUUUCAGAGGAACGGCUGUGCAGAUUAUCUGAUUAGGUCAUUGCAUCUCCACAGAGAGGCCUUGAGUUUGUUCCCCAAGAACAAAUCUUGCCUGCCUCCCCAAUGGCUGAAGAAACACGGCCCCCCUUUGGGGUCUGGAAAUACACCAAACUCAUGAUUGCAGCAGUUCAUUGUCGCUCAUUGUCUGUGAAUGUUUUUUGGAGUCCAUCGUGCUUUCUAGAGAAUAAUAAUGGACUCACCUUUUCUAUUACACCAAGUUCAUUUGGAACCAUUAAUCAAACGUCUCUCUUCCAUUCCAUCCUUUGCUGUUGCCAACCAGAAAAUGUGAAUUUGAAGGAAGAAGUGGGAGCGGAGUAGAGGUCGAAAGGAAGCGAUCGGCUGUGUGAAUCAGAGUGGAACUGCAAUAUUAGCAAAACCUUUUAGCUACCGACUUGGUUGCCGCCACCAGGUAACCAAGCCUUUGAUUAAGUAGCAGAGGAGCCCUGGUCCCUGCUGGCCAGCCAACAUCCUGGGGAAACCAGCCACUGUAUACCUCUGAAGAACUAAUGUCUUACUUGUUUGGGUUUUUGAAAACAAAGACAAGCCUCUCAGCUUUCUAAAACCUGGGAACUUUUAUUUUUGUUACCAACCUCCUGGUCCAAUCUCCAUCCUCACCUAACUCUUGUCUGACAAUUGGUUCUAUUUUCAUGAAUGUGUUUCAGAUCCUGUUGGAGAUUGCAAGGCUGUAAGAUGGCCCAGGUUCAACGGAGUGCUGCAAAGCCAGUACAUUAGUUGCCUUCAGUGCUAAUUGUCCCCUUGUUGCCCUGCAUUCUUCAGGGCGUGUGUUUCUCUUUCUAGUAGCAGGAUUCAUCCUGUGUGUAUUAGUCCCACCUGGCCCUUCAGGACACCGAGCCUUGUUCCAGGCUGCUGCUCCUCUCGAGAGGGUGGCAGCCGUUAUCUCUUGUGUGGCUCGUUCCAUCAAGGGAUACUUUGAGACAUUCAGAUUGCACUUGAUUCCUAUCUCAGUGGCUUGCAACCAUUGUUUUCUGAGAGGGUAGACAAGGAUGGGGAGUAUGGAUUGCUUAACACCCCCCCCUCCCCAUGUAUUGCCACGUAUUGUUAGCUGUGCCUGGAGUGAUGAACUUAAUGCAGUCAUUUAUCCCUGGCCCUUUUCCCAUCGUCCCAGAGCUCCGCAGGCUAGAAGCACCCACCUUUCUACUCCUAAGAAGCCACUCAGCAGAAUGGAGCAGAAGGGGAGGGGGGUGUAUACAUGUGGGACAUCCUGCAAUUACCGCUCUUCAAGUAUUUCAGAACUUUGAGCUCUGGGCUGAUGCUCCCCGUCUCGACAUGCUGCUCUGAGUAUCAACAUCCAGAAAUUUUUAUGGGGUGUAUGUGGCUUACAAUACUUAGCACUGGACAUUAAAUUUCUUAUUCUUUGACCAGCAGGAAAUAAGGUGAGGACAAAUCCUUUCACACUGUCUGUAUUUGGCGUGGCAGGGGCAGCUUGCAGCCACAAGUAUAUCCCAAAUGUGGGCUGACAAGUUUGGUUAUCAACUCUCUUUGGAGUGUGGGCCAAGUACAUGUCAAACUAGUCCGAGGCUUCAACUAGGGCACUGAUGGGGUUUUUGGUUAAUUUGUGGAGGCUCUGCGAAAACCAUUCAAACGCGUCAUGAUCUCCUAGGAGCUCUCACAAGGGAAAUUGGGGUCUUUUCAUCCCUGCCACUUCUAACACAAUAUUAAAAAAUGGCUUGUAUCCUGCUGCUGUACUCAGCCAAAAUUGAAGCGUUCCUUCACCUUGCGCCUCUUUUGGGGCAGGAAGGGUAGCUAGUUCUGAGGGUUCAGCCCUCAUGCUUACUUAUUCAGAAGUUAAGUUCCACUGAACUCAGUGGGGCUUACUCCCAAGUAUAAGUGCAUCAAAGUACGAACUUAGAAUUUUUUUUUUCAGAAUUUUUUCCCUGAAAUUGUAGCCACCCCCACAGAGCAUUUGAAAUAAGAGUGGAGGUUCUAAAACAGCUUAGCUGAUAGGUGCCCCAUGCUGCAGUCAGAAAGAUCUCAGUACAAUCCACUUGAAUGAACUUGAUUGGCUCAACAGAUCCUGCCCUGAUCUUUUUGUAGUGAGAAAAGGGGAGGGGCGCUCUAGUCAGUGCGACCCCUUUGCAUAAGAGAGGUGUUUUUCAAAAUUCUUAAGUUUAUGGUUUGGGAGGCUGCAUACAUGAUGGUUAUUAGUAAGCUUAUUGGCCUUAAAAUGUCUCCCCCCACCCCCACCCCAUGUCCCAAAAAAGAUCGGACACUUCAGUACAUUUAUUUUCUGGUACGUAAUUGUGUUGUAAGAGCCUGCUACCAGCCCUGUCUCUCUGGAAUAUGGAAGAAUGCCACCAGCUUAGCCUGCACGUUGCCUUUUGGCCUUCAAAGCUGAACUGGAGCACUUGACAGCAUUGUGCCUUUUUUGCAUUUGGAGUUGCACUGAAGACUGGAGGCAAAGACUCCCCCAUCAACAGAAGCAUGGGCAAGCUUCAGCUGCAGCCUCCCUUUCUGUGUUCAUUUUGGGUGUUGGUGUGUACACGUGCAUAUACGUAUGUGUGCACACAGAAUUCUUGAUCGGAAACCUUGCUGUAUUGUGAAUGUACUCCAAGUACUAGUCUUGCAGCAACUAGAGCCACCAACCACAUGUAAUCCUCCUCCUAAUGAUCUUUACACUUUCUUCAAGUAAACAUGGAACUAUAAAUGACUGUUGAUACUGUAGGUUGAUUCUGUAGAAGUAAUUGAUGGUAGACAACUUUCUGGAGGCCAUGGGCCAAAGGGGCGCAUUACCUAAGCCUUUGUUGGAAGAGGUCGCUGAUUUGGUUUAUGUGAAAUCAUAACAGCUGUUUCAAGCGAAAUAAUAAAAAAUCCUGGCUGCUA